Molecule: messenger RNA, 1567 nt
Organism: Quercus lobata
Lineage: Eukaryota; Viridiplantae; Streptophyta; Magnoliopsida; Fagales; Fagaceae
Product: ethylene-responsive transcription factor ERF110-like
Exons: 2
Coding region: 238-1434 (398 amino acids)
Biological process (GO): regulation of DNA-templated transcription; ethylene-activated signaling pathway
Molecular function (GO): DNA-binding transcription factor activity; DNA binding
Source: RefSeq, a predicted model, not a curated record
GGGAAGACCGAAAACCAAAACCGACAUAAAUCUCCAUAUAGAAAUAACGGCGGCGGCGCUUAACUUUGAUGCCCAUAUAUUUACUGCCAUCGGGUCCUUGAAACUAGCUAGAGUUGCUUUUGCUUUUGGUUGGUCUGUGACUCUCUAAUUAAGAAGUUGCACUUGCACGUAUUCGAAACAGAGAGAGAGAGAGAGAGAGAGAGAGAGAGAGAGAGGGUUUUGCUUAAUUAAUUUUUCAUGUGUAUGCCAAAGGUGGCGAAUCCAAGAGACAAACGCGAGCUUCAUACAGAUGAAGGAGCUGAUAAUAUUGAUCAUGAUGAAUGGUUAUUAUAUCAGCCUCACACACAAAGUGGAAGUGUUGGGCUAGGAGCAACAACAAGAACUUUGCCAAUGUUCUCAGGGCUUAUGAAUAGGGAGACAGAGAUGUCUGCUAUGGUCUCAGCUUUGACUCAUGUGGUUUCUGGGGAUGUGCCUUUUGGUUUGGUUGAUGAGUCUCAUUUCACAUCAACCCUGGCUUCUGCUUCUGAUUCUGCUUCUGGUUCAUCUUAUAUCGGAGUUGGACAAAAGAGAGGAAGAGAUGAGGAUGGUGGUAAAGAUUUGCGGGAACCAUUUACAAGGCUUUCUAGAGCUUUUGGUGACUUUAAACUUGAAGGCUCAUCUAAUUCUGAUCUAACAGCUGAACAAGGCUCGAGUAUUAGGACAAGCACCACAACACCGACACAAACAGCAUCAACUCCAAUAUUCGAAUACAACAGAGAUAGUCAUCCAUCAGAACAGAGAAGAAAAUACAGGGGAGUGAGACAGAGGCCAUGGGGCAAAUGGGCAGCCGAAAUAAGAGAUCCAUUCAAAGCUGCUAGAGUGUGGCUUGGCACAUUUGACACAGCUGAAGCCGCUGCACAAGCCUACGAUGAAGCUGCUCUAAGGUUCAGAGGCAACAAAGCUAAACUCAACUUCCCCGAAAAUGUCACACUAAGGCCUCCAAAUCCCAAUUCUCCAACGACCCAGUUCACCAUUUCUGAUCCUCCAAAUCCCCUUUUGGCCAUUCCAACCGGCUCCAUUUCUAACUCUCAGUCUCAAGCAUUACUUCACCACCACCAUUUGCAUGGCUCUCAACCUUCAUCAAGAAACUUUUUUGACUAUCCCCAUUUCGAGUUUCAAGGGCAACCAAUGAGUCUAUAUGAUCAAAUGAUUUUGUCAUCUUCAAUGGCCUCUCAUUUCCAGUCUUCUCCUUCAUCAAUAUCGUCUUCUUCACUUGCUUCCUCUGUUUCUUCAUCUUCUCCUUCACCACCACCACCUUCACUUUCUCUGUUUUACCCUGCUCCGUCUCCUGUUCACCUUGGACCGGUCACUAGUGCAGGUGCAGCCACAGAAUUUUCAGCACCGGCUUGGUCAGAGACUAGUCAUCAUAGUAGCAGUAGUCAUUCCUCUAAAUAAUUUUUAAUUUUUUUACUUUUACCUUUCUUUUCCUUUUAAUAUUUUCCCUGUAUUCUUUGUUGAUCAGUUAUGAGGUUAUGACUUUUGCUUUAGUUUGGUAUUGAAUAUUGACUAUUGAUACAAAUUUUGUUCA